UUCUCCAUUUGGCCUCUGCAUUGAUUUGGUCGUCGAGUCCUCAGACCAGCCUCAUUUUAGGGACUCAUAUCCGCAACGGUUUUAAUUCAGGCAGACACCGUCGCGCCGCCUUGUCUUGACCGUCAACGGACCCCAUUUCCGGCGACCGAGCGCAAUGUCUCGGUUAAACAGCUCCGAGAACAGUUUCGGUGUCCUCGACCCUGAAGCUUCCUGCGAUUUCUCAUCUUUCGACGAAGCGGUCUACGCAGCACUGGUCGGGGAGAAUUUCGACACCAAGUUUCCGACCAACCCCUUCCAACAGCCCCCAAGAAGAGUCUACGAUGGCAUGUAUAAUGAGGUGUCGUCCGCAGGACCAUCAACACAGACGGCAGAUCAAGGGUAUUCCGUGUAUUCUGCGGAUAAUUCGCAUUAUGCAGGAUCUCAUAACAACGAUGAUAUGGGGUUUAGUCCUGUCGGACGGCCUAUGCAGCAGAUCACCCAUAUGAGCAUUGGAUCGUUGAAUACAUGGGUUUCGGACGUCCCACAGUUUGGUGCUGAACAUCGAAAUCUGAAACACUUCUAUCUACCAACGAUCGAAGAGCAGCCGCACCAUUCGAAGAAGCGAAAGACCAAUCCCACUUCGAGAUCGAUACAGAAUCUUAGAGCAAUGGACAUCGUCUGGGAGAACGACCCGAGCUUCGCCUCCGACGCUGAGGGACUGAAGGAUCUCGACAUUAUAUACAAUAAGCCAGUCGGGAUCAACGAGGCUCCAGAUGGCACUUACGGCGAUCCAUCGGUUAUCAUGUCGCCAGCAAUCCCUUAUCCUAUGGCUGAAACUGUUCCCGAUUCCCCCAGCCGAAUCGGCUCCGUCGAUACCUCAGCACGCAUCUCGCUGCCGACCGAUUCUAGGCGUCGCAUGCCGCGGGAGGCGGAUGGGUAUACCUGCGACGAGUGUGAGGAGCGAUUCGACAUUAAUAGUGCGCUAACAACCCACAAAAGAAGAAAGCAUCUGCGGCAUCAACAACGACGACAUCAUUGCCUUCAUCCAGGCUGUGAAAGGGCUUUCCAAUAUCCGAAGGACUUGGAAAGACACAAGACCAGCCAUAUGGACCAGCCACCAAAGUUCCCAUGUUUGGAACCAGGUUGUACCAAGGGCUAUUCAAGGAAGGACAAUUUGAAAAGGCAUAUCCGAUAUUUUCAUAGCGGUGAAGGAUGACGUUCCCGGUCUUUUAGAGUAGUGGUAGGGAGCCUCAUCGCGGAUAAUGCGUGGGAAAUGCACCCGACGCCCCAGAAAGAGCCACGAAUGGGAGAUUUGUCCGAAGCCUUUACAGCCAUACGCUCCUGGAAUUUUACCACAGUAUAGGAUAUUGACUUGGUCC
Messenger RNA from Eremomyces bilateralis CBS 781.70, 1358 nucleotides. RefSeq lists its product as uncharacterized. Gene Ontology annotation, cellular component: nucleus. The record is from RefSeq and is a predicted model, not a curated record. The transcript has 2 exons. Bases 155 to 1195 code for a protein of 346 amino acids. Gene Ontology annotation, biological process: regulation of transcription by RNA polymerase II. Gene Ontology annotation, molecular function: DNA-binding transcription activator activity, RNA polymerase II-specific; RNA polymerase II cis-regulatory region sequence-specific DNA binding. Lineage: Eukaryota; Fungi; Ascomycota; Dothideomycetes; Eremomycetales; Eremomycetaceae.